Molecule: messenger RNA, 2249 nt
Organism: Linum tenue
Lineage: Eukaryota; Viridiplantae; Streptophyta; Magnoliopsida; Malpighiales; Linaceae
Source: the annotation of a GenBank genome assembly
CUUUCCCCCUCUCUUUCUGACUUGCAUCAGACUCUGCUCUCCCUCACUCUCUCUCCCUCACAUGUCCAAAACCAGAACCUGCAACUGCAGCACCACCACGCCAUCCCUCCUCUAGUCUCUCUUUCUCUUCCCCAUCUCACAUUUUGCAGUACAACACCCACCCCCAUCGUCCCAAUUACUUCGCCAUUGAUUGCUCACUGCGAAGUAAAGAAAAAAAAACUAAAAAAAAACCCCACUCAAUCGCCUUUCCUCCUUCCUCUUCUGCUCUCGUCUUCCUUUCCCCUGUUUUCUCCACUCACCCUACUGCUCUCCCUUUCUUUCUUUUUAUAACGAGACCCGCUAUCAGCUCCGCCCUUCCUUUCCCCUGGUUUGGUUGCUUCCCUUUUCGUCAUAUUCUGGCUCUCCCGACUAUGGAAGCUUUCACCUUGCUCAAGUACUGGCGCGGCGGAGGAGGAGCUGUCUCCCUGCCCUCUCCUUCCCCUCCUCCUCCUCCUCCUCCUCCCACUCUUCUUCCAGCCCGUCACAACACUACCACCAUUGUCACUUCCGCCUUCCCCGACGACAAUGCUGCGCCGCCGCCUUCCACCGACGAGGAUUCCAGCGCCGCCGGCGACGAUGGGCCUUACUUCGACUUGGAGUUUGCGGUUGGGGAGGUGGGAGACGAUGACGAGGAAGAGGGGCAGAGGAAGGGGGCUGAUUCCUCCGCCGAUUCUGAUUCUGACGGCGGUGGCGACGGAGAAGAGGGAGAGUUCGAUUUCACACUCUCGUCGGCUUCCAGCUGCAACGACCGUGCGGACCCCACCGGCCAGCUGGCACUUUCCCCUUCCGACGAGAUGUUCUUCAAGGGAACGUUGCUGCCAAUGAUGGAGUCUUCCGACGCCAUGAACCCUAAAUCUCAGAGGAUCCCUGUCUCCCUGCUCAAAUCCGCCACCAAAUUCAGGGUUUUCUUGCUGGGAUUCAAGAAAUCCAACAAGGAAAAAAUCCCCGGUGAACAGAAAUCGGCCGAUUCCGUUGUAGAUGUGGAUACAGCGGCGGCGGAGCAGCAGAAAGAGGAAGAAGGAAAUGGAAAUGGAAAUGGGAGGCAGGGGAAGCUUUUCACCGUCAAGUUCAAAGUCGAGGAGGUUCCAAUUGUGUCUCUGUUCACCAGAGACAACAGCAGCAAGAGCGGCAUCAAGUCGUCGCAGCAGAGUGGUAGUGUUAGCGAAAACAAUUCCGGCGACAAUACUUCCGCCGCGGCGGCGGAAGAGAGGCAGAGGUUCUCCAAGGAGGCAUUGCAGAAGUACUUGAAGAAAGUGAAGCCUCUCUACGUCCGCGUUUCGAAACGGUACGGGGAAAAGCUUGGAUUCUCUGGUCAGCUGAGUCUAGGUUCAAAUGUUGCUAAAUCCUCGGCGGCAACGGCGGAAGCGGUUGGGGUUACUCCUCCUGUUCCGGCGAUUCUGAAGGCUUCCCCGUCGAAGUCGUCCUCGUCGUCGUCGGAGAAGGUUCAGCAGGAGGCUGGAACAGUCAACUGUGUGGGUCAACAACACGUGAAGGGAGCAGCGAAACAGGGGAAUUUGCAGGCAGGGCUAAGAGUCAUGUGCAAGCACUUGGGGAAAAGCCGAUCCGCUUCUUCCGCCGUGGCGGCGGCUCCUCCUCCGCCUACGGCUGCAGCAUCGAAUCGGAGAGACGACUCGUUGCUGCAGCAGCAAGAUGGGAUUCAGAGCGCCAUUCUUCAUUGCAAGAGAUCCUUCAAUGCCUCUCGAGAUUCAGAAUAUUCAAGUUCGGCGAGCGAGUCAUCUUCGUCGCCUGAGAAAUCCGGCGAGUCGUCGGGGAAAGAUUCCGGUGGUGAUGAUGGGAAAGCAUCAAGUGGGCCGGUGGUCUGAUAAUAAUACCACAGCCUAGGAGUUCGCGUAAUCAAAUCAAUCAGUUAAAUAUGGAUAAGGAUAACUUUAAGUACAUGUUUUUUGUCUCUGUAAAUGUGCGCGGUUGUUUGAAUUAGUUGUUAAAUCUAUAGCUUUAGUGCAGUUAAUUUAGGUGAUUAAGUAAAGUGAAUAGAGAGAGUAGAGGAGGUCGGUACUGCUGUGCCGUUUGUAAUGUCAGUGGCUUAGUAAGUAGUAUUCUGGAAACCAAAUGUUUCCGGUGCAAGUUCAAGUAAACCAAAAGGCUCUCAAUCUCUUUAUGUAUGUAGCUUGUAGCAUCAUAAUUCAGUGAGGCAAGCGUGCCGAUAGAGGUUGCGAUCAACGCGUACUAACACCAUCACAAGAUGCGAU